GUCUGUCUCGCAGACGCUACUUCCUCAGCGGACCUAUCGUACAACGGCGAAUCGGCUCGAGGCUGUGCACACAUGCACACAUGCACAUGCGCACGUACAGACCCGUCUUGCCCCUUGACCUCUCCAUGCCACUUCUCGCAAUGGGGUCAACCGCUCGCCACCUCCCCGUUACCGACGGUGCUAGGCGGUUUAGCGGUACCCUUCAAAUGAUCACAUCACACUCUCUCUCUUCUCUCACUCUCACUCUCGCCUUCACUCUUGAUGCCCUUCUCUCUCUCUCUCAAAACUUUCAUUUCGGCUGA
This is a messenger RNA of Protopolystoma xenopodis, 302 nucleotides long. NCBI's taxonomy places the organism in Eukaryota, Metazoa, Platyhelminthes, Monogenea, Polystomatidea, Polystomatidae. The record is from the annotation of a GenBank genome assembly.